GAAUAUGCAAAGAUAAUUGAAUAGGUACUUCAACAAUCUUUUUAUGUUAAAACGUCAAUAUUUCUAAGUUUUUCUAGACAUCUGUAAUGUUCAAAUAUCUCAUUAACACAUUCAAUAUAGUGAAACGAAAAAAUAACUAUUCAUUUUUCCAGUUUAAAUGUAAACAUAUAUUUAAAAAAUGCCUCUAUAUCAGAUAAACAAGAAACUUUUACCGAUAAAAAUUCAUUUUUUUUUGGUAAUGGCCGGCACAGCUCCGAUACUUCCAUUCUUGUCGACAAUUUCGAAGCAAAGGGGCUAUUCGCCAGUCAUUGUUGGCUUAAUUUUCACGAUUCUUCCACUUCCAGGCUUAUUGGUUCGACCAGUUAUUGGUGCAAUCACAGAUAAAUACAAAUGCCGCAAGACUGCGUUUGUUUUGAAUACAGUAUUGAGGAGUCUACUUAUAAAUAUACUGAUAUUUAUACCGGGCUCGGUCGUCAGAGCAGAAUUGAAUGACACGGAUGUAAUCAAGUCACCUAUAUUUUGGUUAUUUGUUUGCACUGUCACUUUAUACAAAGUAGAUAGUAUGACAGGAACUGUUUUGGAAGACACAAUAUGCAUCGAUAUAUUAGGUGAAAACAAAACUGAAUACGGCAAUCAGAGAAUGUGGGGCUCAAUUGGUUGGGGCAUAAUGUCCAUCGUAUCUGGUGUAUGUGUAGACUGGUACAGUAAAGGAUUAGACCACAAAAACUAUACACCUGGUUUCAUUAUUUCAUUGAUAUGUAGUAUUUUAGAUAUAUACGUCGUAUCAAGCAUGCCUUAUGUCCAAAACAGGGAAGUUAAAGCUGGAUCAAACGACAUUAAAAGGGUAUUGACGAACAUUAGAGUACAAUCAUUUCUUUUAUUUGUUUUGGCAUUUGGAACACUGCUACCAUUUAUAUGGUAUUAUUUGUUUUGGUACAUGGAAGACAUUUCGAACAUUUACCACCCCGAAACAAAACCAUACAUAAAGACUAUCCAAGGGUUUUCGUUGACCAUCCAAUGUUUGGGCGGAGAAGUUCCAUUUUUCUUCCUGUCCAAUUUUAUCCUCAAACGUAUUGGUCAUACGAACGUGUUCUCUUUGAUGUUCUUUGCAUACGCUGUCAGGUUCUACCUGUAUUCAAUAAUUACAAAUCCUGUUUGGGUAUUACCGGUUGAACUACUCAAUGGGAUAACGUACGCAUUAGCCUACGCUGCUGCCAUUUCGUACGCAGCAGAAUUAGCUCCUGUCGGUGCCGAGGGAACUCUUCAAGGUAUCGUUGGAACAACUAUGGAAGAAAUAGGGGCGCCCAUCGGUAGUUCCAUCGGCGGUUACCUGUUUAAUCAUUUCGGAAGUAUUACUUCUUACACCUUCGUAAGUGGUUUUGCAUUAGCAGUAUGUAUAACUCAAAUUAUAGUUCAACGAUUGAUAAAUCGUUUUUCUAAAAAUGACAGUAUCAAAGGAGAAAGGUCUGGUUCUAGUUAUUUUACCGUUGAUCCUCAUAUAAGUGUUAAUGAUAAUCUUAUAUAAUAAUACGCUAAUUUUUACAUAAUAUAUAUGUACCAAUAACUGUAAAUGACAAAUAUCAGCACUUAAAUUGAAUUAUAUAAACAAAAUAACACUAAAUCUUAUAUUAAUUGUAUUGUUUACUAUGUUGUCUACAGGCAUAGCUAAUAAGUACCUUACCUACAACUCUCUAAUUAUAUCUAAUAUUGUGAUUGAUAUAAUUUGAUACAAUAGUUUUGAUAUUUGUAAUAUGUAUUUAUAUGUAGCUUAGCACCUACGCGCAAGUAAAUUUAAAACAAUUUAUAAAAACAAUAUUGUGUUAUAAUUUAAAAUAUUCAUAGUCGGCACAACUGCAGGGCGUUUCUGGUGUAAACAUUUGUAAAUAAAAUUCGUUAAAUACUUACAGUGUCGAGUGUAACAGAAAAACCUGACAAAAUUAAACUUUUGUUAUUAAAGCUUACGCUCAAAUUACAACAUAA
This is a messenger RNA of Myzus persicae (green peach aphid), 1980 nucleotides long. RefSeq names its product major facilitator superfamily domain-containing protein 6-B-like. Bases 179 to 1525 code for a protein of 448 amino acids. The transcript is spliced from 7 exons. The record is from RefSeq and is a predicted model, not a curated record. Gene Ontology annotation, cellular component: membrane. NCBI's taxonomy places the organism in Eukaryota, Metazoa, Arthropoda, Insecta, Hemiptera, Aphididae.